AACCAAAACAAUCCCAGCAUGGCCAGCUGCUGGGCGUCUGUACACGUCACACUCUAACCCGGAAGUGCAGUGACAGCUCGUGAAAAUCUUCAUCCCUUUCGUGGAACAGCGAAACAAAGCUUGCCAAGAAGCUCAGGCAGACAUGCAGUACUGACAAACCUACUGACAGAGAGAACUGACGGACAGAGUCCAGCUGGCGAGUCAUGGCAGCAGCGAGCGGAACAGAUGUGCGGGGGACUUUGAUCUAGGGUGCCCACAGCUAUUUUGGAGUCUGGAUAUCCUGCUACACUGGAUUCAUCUCUCUGCAGCUCUCUGUAUGGCCGGUGCUGUUUAAAAGGCAGCCAGCUUGACUGAUUAUUGGCCCUUUCUUCCCCUACACGCCCCAUACCUCCUCACCCCCACCUGGCUGGUGCAUUGGCCUUAUUCAGGUCAUCUCUGCAUCAAGGCUGGCAAUGUCCAGAAUCCCAAGCCCCCCUCCCCCAGAGGAAAUGGCCAGCGGUCCUGUAGCUGAGAGCUGGUGUUACACUCAGAUCAAAGUAGUGAAGUUCUCCUACAUGUGGACCAUCAACAACUUCAGCUUCUGCCGUGAGGAGAUGGGAGAGGUCAUCAAAAGCUCCACUUUCUCCUCAGGAGCCAACGACAAACUCAAAUGGUGUUUGCGUGUGAACCCUAAAGGUCUGGAUGAGGAGAGUAAAGACUAUCUGUCACUUUACUUGCUCUUAGUCAGCUGCCCAAAAAGUGAGGUGCGCGCCAAGUUUAAGUUUUCUAUCCUCAAUUCCAAGGGAGAAGAGACCAAAGCCAUGGAGAGCCAGAGAGCGUACCGUUUUGUCCAGGGGAAGGACUGGGGUUUCAAAAAGUUCAUAAGGAGGGACUUCCUGCUGGAUGAGGCCAACGGUCUGCUGCCCGAUGACAAAUUAACACUUUUCUGUGAGGUGAGUGUGGUGCAGGACUCUGUGAACAUCUCCGGCCAGAACACAAUGAACAUGGUGAGGGUUCCUGACUGCAGGCUGGCUGAGGAGCUUGGAGAUCUGUGGGAAAACUCUAGAUUCACUGACUGCUCCUUGUGUGUCACCGGCCAGAAAUUCCAGGCGCACAAAGCCAUCCUAGCAGCUCGCUCGCCGGUGUUCAGUGCCAUGUUUGAGCACGAGAUGGAAGAGAGUAAGAAGAAUCGUGUGGAGAUAAAUGACGUGGAGCCAGAUGUCUUCAAAGAGAUGAUGUGCUUCAUCUACACAGGCAAGGCCCCCAACCUGGACAAGAUGGCUGAUGACCUGCUGGCUGCAGCUGACAAGUAUGCUCUGGAGAGGCUGAAGGUGAUGUGCGAGGACGCUCUGUGCACGAGUCUGAGUGUGGAGAACGCCGCAGAGAUCCUCAUCCUCGCCGACCUGCACAGCGCCGACCAGCUCAAGACGCAGGCUGUGGACUUCAUCAACUAUCACGCAGCUGAUGUGAUGGAGACAUCGGCGUGGAAGUCCAUGGUGAUCUCUCACCCACACCUGGUAGCAGAGGCUUAUCACUCCCUGGCCUCGGCUCAGUGCCCCUUCCUAGGUCCCCCAAGAAAACGACUCAAACAGUCCUAAUGGUCCGGAGAGACUCUCCUGUCAUAACCCUGCUGUGUCCACCGGUACCGGCAACCUCACUGCUCCUUCUUCCCAGUCCCGCUCUCUCUCCUACAGCAUCCUGAGACGCCCAAGAUUGAAACCCAAGGUUAGAUAUGUCAAGGGGGAGCUACUGAGCUGGACAGACCGGAGAAUUACAGGAUUGCUGCCACAGAGGAGGUACUAGCAUCUCUGUAGGUGGGAAUAGGUUGAACUCUGAAAGACCUAAACCUGGAUAUUUAUGGAUUGCAAACUCAAAGACUUGCCCAUUCCAUAUAUCCUUUGUAUACGAUAUUGGAAAGCUAGAACCAUAUUCUGCAAGUCAGACACGUAAAGGGCUGAUCUUCUGGUUCGGAAGGAAAGGUCAAUGUUGAGUCUGUGUAAAUAGAAUUUUGUGGCAUAUUGUUUUGUACAGUGGCUUGAAUGUUAAAGCCCAAAGUGUGCUUGUAUAAGACAAAGAGGAUCAACCCACAGAAGACUGUUGUUCCCAUUGUUGAUGAUUUAAACAGUGCUCGUACAAAGUAUUGUUUUUCUAGCGCACAAAUAAUUCUCAAAAAGAAUACAAAUCUGAACAUGUUUUAAUGUUCACUAUUUAGCCUGUGCCUUAAACCGGGAAAACACUGUACAGAUUAAGACUGGUCGCCCUCAACUCUUAGAAUCAGGCCAAAUUUGAUGUGAAGUUUGACUUGGAUCCAGAUGCCAGAUUAAUCAACGAUCUGGCUGGCAGACAAUUUGGUUGGAUUUCUGUCAUGUCCGAAACUUUGCUCGGCUUUUUUGCAGUUUGAGCAGAUCCAUAAUCUGAUUUCCCUCAUGGCUGCUGUCAAACUAUCCAUUAUAAACUGUUGUGACCUUGAUUUUAUAUUAUUGGAGAAGUUUUUUACAUUUUGGGACUAUAGUCUUGACUGAGACUCCUGGGAUAUAAAAAUGAACUUUUCUGCAGAAUAGACAGACCAUAUUGUCUGCGUCUUCCAGCCAUCUACGCCUCUAUGUUUUUCUUUUCUUCCCCUUCUUCUUCAAUUCAUAGUAGAAUUGCACAAAGGAAUACUGGCUUUCUCUCUUUUUGUCAUCAUUGUUGAGGAAGCAGUCUUCUUGUUUGAAUAAUUUUUUUGGAAGUGUCACUGUACAAAAUCGGGUUCCAUUCUUAAAUUCAACAUAUGCAGCCGCUUUGUGGCUGUUCUGUUGAUCCCUACAGUGUGAGCAUAAGUAGCAGGUUCUGGCCCUGCCAGCGGGCAGAUUACAUUGAGUAGUGUUGAGUUAACACAAUGUAGAAGAUUAAUAAAAAUGCACAGUUUCUGCCUAGCUUAAAAAAAAUGUAUCAAAGAAUCCGAUCAAGAAAAAAAAACCUUUUUACUUACCUGUUACCACAGAAUAUUCUCUAUGACUGGAACAAUGUUUUGGCUUCUAAACCUUUAAAAUACAGAUGUUUUUAAUUUUG
This is a messenger RNA of Micropterus dolomieu (smallmouth bass), 3030 nucleotides long. Its product is annotated as speckle type BTB/POZ protein. Gene Ontology annotation, cellular component: cytoplasm; nucleus. Lineage: Eukaryota; Metazoa; Chordata; Actinopteri; Centrarchiformes; Centrarchidae. Gene Ontology annotation, biological process: proteasome-mediated ubiquitin-dependent protein catabolic process; regulation of proteolysis. Bases 453 to 1577 code for a protein of 374 amino acids. The transcript has 11 exons. The record is from RefSeq and is a predicted model, not a curated record. Gene Ontology annotation, molecular function: ubiquitin protein ligase binding.